AAAGAAACGUUUAAGUGGCUCGAAUGGUCAAUUGAGUCACAACCACCAACCACUUCACACAAAUCACAAUCACAAUGAUAUGGGCAAGGAUCAGACCGCUAAUAUCCUCACCACUAGCCUUCACUAUCACCACAACCAAACACUCCUCCUCACCAGCCAAUCUCCGAUUACUCCCUCGCCGCCGCUCUUUCUCCGCCGUAACCGCCAUGUCUUCUUCUUCAACGCCACAGAGUCGGAUCAUAGAACACAUCGUUCUUUUUAAAGCUAAAGACGACGCUGACUCCAACAAAAUCACUUCCAUGAUCAACAACCUCAACGCUCUCGCCUCUCUCGACGAAGUGCUUUACAUCUCCGCCGCUCCUCUCCACCGUCUUGGAUCCUCCUCCGCCUUCGCUUUCACUCACGUCCUCCAUAGCCGUUACGGAUCUAAGGAAGAUCUCAGCACCUACGCUGCGCAUCCUGAUCACGUUCGUGUUGUUAAGGAAUCUGUGUUACCGAUCUGCGAUGACCUCAUGGCUGUUGAUUGGAUCGCGGAUCGAGUCCCCGGAACCCUAGCACCGCCUCCUGGUUCGGUUGGUAAACUGACUUUACUCAAAUUGAAAGAGGAUGUAUCAGACGAGGCGAAAUCGGAGAUUACGGGAGUGAUUAUGGGGCUUGGUGAAAAGUUUUCAGGGAUUGAUCAGAUCACUGUGGGUGAAAACUUUUCUCCGGCGAGAGCUAAAGGUUUCUCCAUUGCUUCGAUUGCGUAUUUUAAGGAUUUGAGUGAAAUGGAAGGUGUGGAUGGUCAGAAAGAGUUGGUGAACUUGGAAAAGGAUAAGGUUCGUGAUUAUGUGGAUUCCACCAUUGUUGUUGAGUUCCUUGUUUCUUCACAGACUUGUUCUAGUCUGUAAGAAAGGUUUUUAUAGAUUUCAAUCCUUUGAAAUAAGCACUUUUGGGACUUUUAUUUGUUUCACAUUGUUGUCUCUGCAAUUUGAGAAUAAAAAGCUUGUUUGAUUAGAAGAUCUGAGUGUGAACUUUUUAAAGCAAGCCUUCUUGAGCAAUCUCUGGUUAAGCUAUCGUA
Messenger RNA from Camelina sativa (false flax), 1060 nucleotides. RefSeq names its product stress-response A/B barrel domain-containing protein UP3. Lineage: Eukaryota; Viridiplantae; Streptophyta; Magnoliopsida; Brassicales; Brassicaceae. The record is from RefSeq and is a predicted model, not a curated record.